Microtus oregoni (creeping vole) is the source of this 1392-nucleotide messenger RNA. Its product is annotated as oogenesin-1-like. Bases 1 to 1392 code for a protein of 463 amino acids. The record is from RefSeq and is a predicted model, not a curated record. Gene Ontology annotation, biological process: negative regulation of cell differentiation; negative regulation of apoptotic process; positive regulation of cell population proliferation. The transcript is spliced from 4 exons. Gene Ontology annotation, cellular component: cytoplasm. NCBI's taxonomy places the organism in Eukaryota, Metazoa, Chordata, Mammalia, Rodentia, Cricetidae.
AUGAGAGAUCAAGCCCCACCAACACUCCAGCAGCUAGCGUUCGAGAGCCUACUGAAGAAGGAGGCCUUGGCCAUUUCUGGUCUAGCAGACUGGCCCUGGUUCCUGUUCCCAGCAGCAUUUGAGAGGGCCUUCAGGAACAAUCAGACCAACAUCCUGCGGGCCAUGGUGCCUGCAUGGCCAUUCACAUGCCUUCCUGUAGGAAUCCUGAUGAAGACCCCACACCUGGAGACUUUGAAAGCUCUGCUUGAUGGGCUAGAUGUGCUGAUUACAGAGGAGCCUUGCCCCCGCCGCGGGAAAAUCAGAGUGCUGGAUUUGACAAAUAGGGAUUCCUGGCACAAUCAGAGUCAAUCCUGUGAAAGGGAACUCUUUCUUCAGUUCACGAGAGAGAAGACAGUGGAGACGUGUCCUUACUCGCGAGUAGAGAAAUAUUUAAAUGUCAUAACUGACCUAAACAUCAUGGAGACCAUAGACUUCUUAAAGUCUGUAGAUCUCCACUGUGUAAGGGAGCUGCAGUUGAGAUGUAUAUGGAUAGAAGACAUGGGUCCUUUUGGACCGUACCUGACACAGAUGAGAAAUCUUCACACCCUCCGUUUGGCAUACAUUCAGAAGGAUUCAAGCAUCAGUGGAUCUGAAGAGCUGGAAGAGGAAUGCGUGAACAAAUUGGUAUCACAAUUACCCAAAUUCCACUGUCUCCAGCAUCUCUAUAUCAACUAUUCUCCUGCUCUAGUUGGCAGCCUGGCUGAUUGUCUCAGGUGCCUGAAGACGCCCUUGGAGACCCUGUCCAUCACUCACUGUUACAUCAUACAGAGAGACUUGGAUUACCUGCCCCAGUGCCUGAACCUUUCUUUGCUUAAACAUCUCUACUUGUCUUACACAAUGUUGGACAGGUGUAUUAAGCCACUUGUCUAUCUCCUUGAGAGCGUGAAAGACACCUUGGAAACUCUUGACCUGGCCGGUUGUCGGCUGGAGGAUUCUCAAUUUAGUGCUUUGAUGCCUGCCCUGAGUCAAUGCUCCCAGCUCCUCAAGAUUGAUUUGUACAUGAAUGAGCUGUCUCUACCCAUCCUCAAGCAACUGCUUCACCACACAGCCAAGCUGAACAAGCUAACCGAAGAGACAUACCCUGUCCCUCUGGAGUACUAUGAUGGAUGCCGUGUGCUUGUACGCAGAUUUGAUGAACUUGGUCCUGAGCUUCUGGAUAUACUCAGGUCUGAAAGACAGCUCAAGGCAGUCUGUUUUUUUGCAGCCACCUGCCCUACCUGUUAUGUGCGUUAUGCCUAUGACCUGAAGGGCAGCUGUUGCUUGGGAAAUACUGUGGCGGCACGUUGCCCAGUGAUGCCGAGGGAAUACUCUUAUGAGGUAUGGUUGAAAAAGUUUGGAUUAUUGAACCUUUAG